Molecule: messenger RNA, 4602 nt
Organism: Linepithema humile (Argentine ant)
Lineage: Eukaryota; Metazoa; Arthropoda; Insecta; Hymenoptera; Formicidae
Product: ankyrin repeat domain-containing protein 12
Cellular component (GO): nucleoplasm
Source: RefSeq, a predicted model, not a curated record
GUCAUAUUGCGCACCGUGCCCCGGAAUCAGUGUCGCGAAUCUCGUUUUCAAAGCGACGAGUCCGCACGCAUACACAUGUCGCGUCGUGAAAUCAAAUCAUCGGCCCGGGAAGCGACAGUCCGUGAAUUGCGCGCCGCGCGAAUCCUGCCGGGUGUACGUUGUGCACGAUCGUCGGUCGUCGCCGCCGCUGCGGCGUGCGACGUCGUCAUCGUCAUCACCGCCUCCGUCGUCUCCGUCGCCGUUGUGUCGUUGUUGUUGUCGAUUCAGUGCGUGUCCGUGCGAGCUCGGUGGGUCAAAAUGGCGUGAACCGACCGCGCGCUUUUAAGGUUAUCUUCGAUCGCAGUGGGUUUCAUCGUGUAGCGGGACCGUGUACACGCGACAUUCGUAGUUGUGUUUUCUGUAGUGCGUGUUCGCGCCUUAUGCACCCCGUCGUCCACGUUCCACGAACACAUCUGCGUUUUCCGUGCUGUGAGUUACAUGAAUUAUGAGGACGGAAUGCCCGCAGGCGGUAACAGUCGUAUCCGCGCUUACCCAGCGCGGAUGUCCGAACGGCAACAGCUUGCGCUACUCAUGCAAAUGACUUCUCAGGAAAUGGUAUCAGGUGGAAAUCGUCAGGAAAAUACGAGCGCAACAAGCACCCCUUCGAGAUCAUCAUCCUUGCAACAACAACGUGGUGCCAAGGGUCGCUGGUCAAAUAAAAAUGGAGAAUCGCCCGUUCAAACGGCGAUUAAUCGUAAGGAGGAUUUUCGAGUACGGCAGAUGCUCGUGAAUGGUUAUGAUAUAAACGCAUCUAGAGAGACAAAUGACGUUGCAGGCGCUGCUGGUUCACCGGAGGAGAGUGCAACAGCCGCUCCCGGCAGCCCGUGCUCCCCUGCCGAAACCGGCGCAGCGGCGGCGACGGCGGCAGCAGCGCCGUCGGGUGAACAGCAAGAGCAGCAAGCGCAGCAGCAGCAGCUCUAUCAACAACAGCCGGCGCAGUACCAACAGCAGCAACGCGCAACAGGAAGCGCCGCAGCCGCUGCAUCGCAAGUUCCUGAGGACAGUGGAGCCUCCUGUGAAAUGCGGAGAACACCACCGCAAAAUAAAGUCGAUAGAUCGGGAACUGGGCAGUCUGGAAGCUCGCCGAGGGUGACGCUCCGGCUCAACCAGGUGCGAGGAGCGAGGGAUGAGAAGAAGGGGGGGAGUGCUUCAAACUCCCGUCAGGGCGGCAUGAGUGCACAGGGUCAAGGUUCAAUGGAGACUUCGUCGAAGGCGCCGGCCAGCAGCGCGUCGUCGGCAAGCGGCGGUAACGCCGCUUCAGGCUCUGGCACAUCCGGCAACGCGUCCUCGUCUACCGACAGCGGUGAUAUAUACGAGUUCAAGAGCUCGAAAGAGCCGACGCCGGUGAGAGGCGCGAGCUCAUCUCCGAAUCCCAAUCCGGACAAGGAGAAGGAUGGCGGCAGUAAACCUUCGAGUAAUCAAGGCAGCCAGAGUAGCGGCAGUAACACGGCCACCGUCAGCGGCUCGACGACAUCUGCCAGUGAAGCGACGACUGCACCAUUGGCUCCCGACGAGUCCUCGGCCGUCUCGACGUCGCCAUCCUCGAAGCGCACCUUCGAGGGCGACAACGUGGACGAGCAGCAAGACGAGGAAAAUCGUCGGAAAAAACGGAAAGACUCGGAGGCCGUGAAGGAGAACGCGAAAAAUAACACAACAGGACGGCAGAGCGCCGGUAGAAACACCAGCGGUGGCGGAGAAAAGUGCGUGAAAUCGGGUAAGCAAGGAUCUGGAGCGGCAUCCGGCAAAGGAAGUCAAAACACGAGCUCCAUCAGUGCGGAUAGAAAGAGUCCCAGUGCCUCUUCAAUGGCUAGCAGCCCGAAACCUUCGAAUGCUCCCAGCUCGACGAGCACGAAGACCGGUACUCCAGCACCGCCCGAGUCCGACGGCGAGGAGGACCGAUCUAAAUCCUCGGACUCGAAUUCCGCACCCAAAGUACCGCCUUUAAAAAUAGUUAUACCACAGAGCACGGCGUCGGAGCAAGAGCAAGGCAAUAGGAAUGGCAAGAAUAUUGCGAGCAGGAGUCAUCAGUUGCCGUACGUAGUGGCCAGUUCGAACAGCAACGAUUCGACGGAGAAGGAUCAGAAUCAGUCGGCCAGCGGUACGACCAGCCCUACGGAAGGUAACACCACUGCAAAAGGAGAGGACAAGAAAGACUUUGGCGGGAGUUUGCACGGAGAGGAAAGGUCGACGCAUCAUCAACGUGUAUUGAGGAGUUCGCACAGGACCGGAAACGGUAACAACGGUUCCACAGCGUCGAAGGAAACCGUCCCCUCGUCAGGCAACGGAAGUUACUCCAACUCGUCGCCGUUACCAGCUAACGCUUCCAUGGAUCGCUCGAAUAAUUCCUCGCCGCAACAAAGACAUCACUCGCCGACGCCCGAGACAACCGGAUCCGAUGUUAGUAGCAAGACCGCUUCGUCAGAGUCCGCGAGUGCAGGAACAGUCUCGAAGUCUAAUACGACCGUGGAGAAAUCGGAGAAAAAUGCAGACGCCGCGGGAAAGAAUCAAAAGGACAGCGGUGUGGAAAAUUUGGAGAAUGUCUCGGCGACAACCUCCUCCGCGAUGUCUAACGCCGGCACACCGGCGCCACCUGUUGAGCUUCAUCCCAGGAAAAGGAAAAUGAAACCUAACAAAGAGGCGCAACAGGCUGCUGCUACGGCCGCUGAAGCGGCUGAAGCUACGAGUACGGGACCAGAAGUUCAUCCGCACGAUCAACCAAUCACUAAUUGUUAUCAGCUAUUUCUUAAUAUUAGAAAGCAGAUUGAAAGAAGGCGGAAGGGCUUGUUUCCGGUUCAACCGAAACCUCCUCAAGGAUUUAAGGAUUACUUAAUGAAUCGCUGUACAUAUGUGUUAGCUGGCAAUGCGAAAGAGCCAAACAUUAAUCCACCAGUUGGUUUACACGGAGCUAUGAAGGACUUGUACGUUGACCAAGAGAAGGAGCGAUAUCGCCUCAGAAUGCAACACGUAGUUGAGAAAGAGAAAUUAGUUUUGUCGGUGGAGCAGGAGAUUCUUAGAGUCCACGGUAGAGCGGCCAGAGCACUCGCUAAUCAGUCGCUUCCCUUUUCCGUUUGUACGAUUCUCAAAGACGAAGAGGUUUACAACGUCAUCACUCCCGAACAAGAAGAAAAAGAUAGGAACGCAAGGAGCAGAUAUAACGGUAGAUUGUUCUUAAGCUGGCUUCAAGAUGUCGAUGACAAAUGGGAGAAGAUAAAGGAAGGUAUGCUGUUGAGGCAUCAUAACGAGGCGGAGUCCCUACACGCUGUCCAACGAAUGCACUGGGAAUGGAAAUUGAAGGAAGUUGGACUCUGCGAAUACAAGGCGACUCCUCAAGUCGAGGAUGUCCAUGUACCGAUGGUACACGUGUCAGACGACUUUGAUUUGUUACCAGCUUAGUAUACAAUAUCUGUACAAUUUUUCUGGUACGCCCAGUUUUCCCCACAUCUUCGAAACGACUUCGAAGACGAUGGCUUUAAUCUGUGAUCUCUCUAUCGAUGUAUGCACCACUAUUGUGUCAUUACAAAUUUAUAUUGUAAGCGAGUUUCAUAGCGACGCGACGAACUGCAAAGGAAUUUCACAAACGCAUUAUUACAUUGAACUACGGCAUUGCGAUCGAAGCAAAUCCCCUCCAAAGAGUCUUAAUUAUUACAUCAAGCUGUUAUUGCGUCUGUUUCGGCAGUAAAAGGAAAUAAGGGACACUGAGGCUAAAUUUGAAACGAUUGAAAGUUUUAGCAAAUAGACAGCAAUAGUCUUGCAUUUGUAGUUGUUUAACUUUUGACAAUAAGUAAAAUCAGAUUACACUAUGCCAAAAAGUUAGGAGAAUACUUCUUUCGUUUUAUAUAGUUGAGACAAUUGAAAUAAAUCAAAGUAAAUCAUAUCGAUAUAUUCACCUGUAUGAACGAAAUAUAAAAAUAUCCAUAUGUGCCUUGAAUUUUUCAUUGAAUUCAAUUCAAUCGACAUUGACGAAUUCAUAGCGACCGUGCGUGUGUACUCUUAACGAUGCGACUUCGUUACAUGCGUUGGGAAGCGAAACUGACAGCGAAUAUUAUUUUGGCGUUUAAAGGGUAAUUAGGUAUCAUAUUGACAUCACUGUUUGUCAUAAUUCAAUUAAGGCACAGCUAUCUAAUUAACGAUGUUAUCAGAGUUAACAUAAUUAUUCAAUACAACAUCAUUAUCGUGCGAAUAAAUUUGCGAAAGUAUAUAUAUAUAUAUAUAUAUCUUGCAUCACAAUGAUUCUAGUAUUGCAUUUCUCAGUAUAUACAAGUUCUGAUAUCUUAUUAAAAACAUGAUAUUAAAAUGAAGUAGGCAAAAUUUUCAGAUAAGAUCGAGAAUUUGCCAUUGAAUUUAUUUUAAUACCGUUUACAAAAUAUCAAAUAUUGAUGCAAUUGCAUGUACCAACUCUGGCAACACUGCUAAAACUUAUUAGGCAUUUGCGCGCUCCUAUUAUAUCCCUACUCUUUUACUCCGUUUAUGCCUCAUAUUCCCUACUUCACUUUUUUGUUAUUACAUAGUCAACGUUGUUUCUUUUCCACGCAAAUAAUAAACAAACGAGAGAAAUGAAACAUA